Quercus lobata is the source of this 1930-nucleotide messenger RNA. RefSeq names its product methyltransferase (gene FIO1). The transcript is spliced from 8 exons. Gene Ontology annotation, biological process: rRNA base methylation. The record is from RefSeq and is a predicted model, not a curated record. Gene Ontology annotation, molecular function: 23S rRNA (adenine(1618)-N(6))-methyltransferase activity. Gene Ontology annotation, cellular component: nucleus. Lineage: Eukaryota; Viridiplantae; Streptophyta; Magnoliopsida; Fagales; Fagaceae. Bases 110 to 1681 code for a protein of 523 amino acids.
UGGGUUUGGGCCCAACAUUUUAGUAUUGAUUAAUGUAAGUUUUUUUUUUUUGGACUGAAAUCGAUUAAUGUAAGUUGAAAUCCUGAUACAAACGUUAGAGCUGUUGUUUAUGUUCAGAGUUCAAAACCCGGAAGAAAAGGUUCGAAACUUCGAAUCCAAUACAGCACCUAAGCUAGCAAAAAUGCCGAGCAAGAAGAAGAGGAGAAGGCCUGAGUCGGAGCGACCCACGAUCCAUCCAAGAAACAAGUACUCCGAAACCCGACCCGACUUUGCUCUCUUGGCUUCUCUGUACCCUUCCUUCGAGCCCUUCGUCUUCUACUCCCACGACGGUGGUCGACCCAGAAUCGAUUGGACCGACUUCAACGCCACACGUGAGCUCACACGUGUCCUCCUCCUCCAUGACCAUGCACUCAAUUGGUGGAUUCCUGAUGGGCAGCUUUGCCCUACGGUGCCCAACAGAUCCAAUUAUAUCCAUUGGAUUGAAGAUCUUCUUGCAUCGGACAUCAUUCCAAAAACUAACACCAGUGGAGGUAAUGUGAGGGGUUUUGAUAUAGGAACUGGAGCCAACUGCAUUUACCCACUUCUUGGUGCAUCUCUUCUCGGGUGGAGUUUUGUUGGGUCAGAUGUCACUGAAAUUGCACUGGAGUGGGCUGAGCAAAAUGUUAAAAAUAAUCCACAUAUUUCACAACUUAUUGAAAUAAGAAAGGUUGAAAGCUGUGAAGAUGGUCCUUCAAUGGAAAAGUCACAUGAUGGUGAGUCAGUCUCUUGUGAGAGCAAAAUAGAGUUGAGUGCGUGUGUAGUUAGGGAAGAGGUGCAUCCUCUGCCCUCAGCUUCAUUUGAUCUGCAUUCUGAUGCAAACAAGAGGUAUAAAGGGCCACCUGUACUUCUUGAUGUGGUCAGGGAUGGUGAGAGGUUUGACUUUUGCAUGUGUAAUCCUCCAUUUUUUGAAACCAUGGAGGAAGCAGGACUGAAUCCAAAAACUUCCUGUGGUGGGACUCCAGAGGAGAUGAUUUGUCCAGGUGGAGAAAAAGCUUUUAUUACUCGUAUUAUUGAAGAUAGUGCUGUUUUGAAACAGUCUUUUCGGUGGUACACUUCAAUGGUUGGGAGAAAAUCGAACGUGAAAUCCCUAACUGCGAAGCUUUGGGAGGUUGGAGUCACCAUAGUAAAGACUACAGAAUUUGUCCAAGGCCAAACAUGUAGAUGGGGGCUCGCUUGGUCUUUUGUUCCCCCUGUGAGGAAAAUAGUAUCACUACAUGUGGCUGAGAAGAAUGUCAUGUCUUUCAUGCUUGAGGGUCUUCAACGCCAAUUCAGUGCCAUUCAUAUAUUGCAAUCAGUUGAAUCCUUGUUCCGUAGUAGUGGGGCAGCCUGUAAAUUGAAUACCUCCUCAUUUACAGUUGACAUCACUGCAUCAAAUGAUCAUUGUGAUGCAAUCCUGAAGAAUGAGUUACAACCUCUUGAUGAAGUUAGCAGUUGUCAACAUGUGCAAGAGACAUUGAAUGGUUCAAGUUGUUUGCUCCAUCCUUCAAAUAAUUUAUGUAUUCGCAUUUCGGUUUUUCAGCAAAUCCCAGGGACACUUCUGUUGAAAGGAUCAUUACGGCAAGGAGAUAACCCAAUCCCAGGAGCAUUCUCAUCAAUAUUUCAAAAAUUAGAGGAAGUUUUGAGAUAUAAAUUUUGUAGAUAAAGGCCACCAUAGAGUUUUGCCAGUUUGAAGAGGUUGCUGAAAAAAUUGAUUGAUCUCAAGCUGAAGGCUGUUGAGCAGCAAUUAUUCUUUGUUGUACAUUCUUUCAUUUUCCCUUUACUUGUUUGUUUUCUUUUCCAUUGCCAUGUUUGGACUUUGGAGCUAUAACUUUAAUUGAUAAAUUAUCCUUUUUCAUGCUCCUUUCCUUUCCCGUCCAAUGGUAAUCUGCAUCUAAACAAAAUGGUUAGUGUA